GCCCCGCCCCGUUGCCCCGCGCCGCUCCGCGCUCGCCGGGGCCGCCGGCGCCAUUUGCAGCCGCCAUCGCCAUGGCAGUGUUCGGGGGAUACCAGAGGUUCUCCCACUUGAGGCAUCGAGACUGAAGUUUGUUCUCUAAGUCAUACAGGUUAAAUACAGAACAAGUCUGAUGUUCCUGAGGACAGGCUGUACGUCCUUCAGUACCUUGGUAUAAUUAGGUACCUCCAUGAAGAUCUGGAUCUUCUCUCACAUUCUGUAGAGGACAAUGUAUCCUUGCUUUUCUAUACCGAAGAUGUUUUGAUCCUGUGUUUGUGAUGUCAGAGUGCUGGAGAAAAUGCUAAUGGAAGCAGGAUUUUAAAUAGAGGGUAGAGGAAGAUUAGCCCUGGUGGAAUUGCGUUUGAAGAACUGCUACACAGUUGCUGAUUGUAGAAAACAGGAGAGACUGAAUAGGCUAGCUGGUACAGAAGAGCUGCAGAGGUUAGUACAGAUUCUUUAAGGUGCAAUCGACGCCAUCGGCACUCGUAGAACCUAAUGUUCCAACUGGACUACUUGGUGCUUUCCUAACUUCCCUCUCUAUCAGAAAUAGUCCUGUUGCUGUAUAGCUUCAGAUUCCAUAAAUUUCAGUUUAACUACUAUAUAAAAGUUAUUAGCAAUCUGGAAGCAAUGGGGAUUGGUAAGAACACCACGUCUAAAGCAGUGGAGACUGGAAGCUCAACAGAAGGCAAAUAUGAAGAUGAGUCUAAACAUCCAGCUUUUUUCACUCUCCCUGUUGUGAUAAACGGUGGAGCAACAUCCAGCGGUGAUCAGGAUACGGAGGACACAGAGCUCAUGGCAAUCUACACCACAGAAAAUGGCAUAGCUGAAAAGAGCUCUCUGGCAGAGACGUUGGACAGCAGUGGAAGUUUAGAUGCACAGAGAACUGACAUGAUAUACACAAUUGAGGAUGUUCCCCCUUGGUACCUCUGCAUAUUCUUAGGGUUACAGCACUACCUGACAUGUUUUAGUGGAACCAUAGCAGUACCCUUUUUGCUAGCCGAUGCCAUGUGUGUUGGGUUUGACCAGUGGGCUACCAGCCAACUGAUUGGGACCAUUUUCUUCUGUGUGGGAAUCACUACUUUAUUACAAACAACUUUUGGGUGCAGGUUACCCUUAUUUCAAGCCAGUGCUUUCGCUUUCUUAGCACCUGCCCGAGCUAUUCUCUCUUUGGAGAAGUGGAAAUGUAAUAACACAGCAAUAGCGGUUACUAAUGGAACAGCAGAGCUGCUUCACACCGAGCAUAUCUGGUAUCCCAGGAUACGAGAGAUUCAAGGUGCUAUUAUCAUGUCCUCCUUGAUAGAAGUGGUGAUUGGUUUCCUUGGGCUUCCUGGAGCUCUGCUGAGAUAUAUUGGACCUCUGACCAUUACACCGACGGUGGCCCUCAUUGGUCUCUCUGGUUUCCAGGCAGCUGGGGAAAGAGCAGGCAAACACUGGGGUAUAGCUAUGUUGACUAUUUUCCUAGUAUUGCUGUUUUCUCAGUAUGCCAGGAAUGUCAAAUUUCCUUUACCGAUUUACAAAUCCAAAAAAGGAUGGACAGCUUACAGGCUGCAGCUCUUCAAAAUGUUUCCUAUUAUUCUAGCUAUCCUGGUGUCAUGGUUGCUUUGCUUCAUCUUUACUGUGACUGACGUCUUUCCCCCCGACAGCGCAAAGUAUGGCUUCUAUGCUCGCACAGAUGCAAGACGAGGAGUGCUGUUAGUGGCACCGUGGUUUAAGGUCCCUUAUCCUUUUCAGUGGGGAUUGCCAACAAUUUCAGCUGCAGGAGUAAUAGGGAUGCUUAGCGCAGUUGUUGCUAGCAUUAUUGAAUCAAUUGGAGAUUACUACGCCUGUGCAAGGCUGUCUUGUGCUCCUCCUCCACCUAUUCAUGCAAUAAAUAGAGGGAUUUUCAUUGAGGGUCUUUCCUGUGUUCUGGAUGGAGUAUUUGGUACUGGAAAUGGAUCCACCUCUUCUAGCCCCAACAUUGGCGUUCUGGGCAUCACUAAGGUUGGAAGCCGCCGGGUUAUUCAGUAUGGUGCAGCCUUCAUGCUUCUACUUGGAAUGGUUGGGAAGUUCAGUGCACUGUUUGCAUCCCUGCCUGACCCAGUGCUUGGUGCCCUCUUCUGCACUCUUUUUGGAAUGAUUACAGCUGUGGGGCUUUCCAACCUCCAGUUCAUAGACUUAAAUUCUUCCCGUAACCUCUUUGUACUUGGAUUUUCCAUCUUCUUUGGACUUGUCCUUCCAAGUUACCUCAAACAAAAUCCACUGGUUACAGGAAUAGCAGGCAUUGACCAAGUGUUAAAUGUUCUUCUGACUACAGCCAUGUUUGUUGGAGGUUGCGUGGCCUUUAUUUUGGAUAAUACCAUUCCAGGAAGUCCAGAGGAGAGAGGAAUCCGGAAGUGGAAGAAAGGAGUGGGCAAAGGAAGCAAGUCUCUGGAUGGCAUGGAAACUUAUGAUUUGCCCUUUGGCAUGAACUUUAUCAAAAAGUACAGAUGCUUCAGCUUCUUGCCCAUCAGCCCUACCUUCAUGGGUUACACAUGGAAAGGCUUCAGGAAAAGCAGUAACUGCAGGAGUUCAGACGAAGACUCUGCAGCUACCGUAUAGCCUUAGUUGAAAUGAUAUUAUCUAGUUGUAGUAAGAGAUGUAUUUGCAGUUUCUUGCUGAUUAAGAAGCAUUAAAAUAUAUGUUUUGUAUAUUUGCAUUUAAAUUCUGGAACCAGAGCUGAGACGGAUUUAAAAAAAAAAAAAAAAAAAAAAAAGCUUUCCUGUUGUGGAUGGUGAUAGCUAGAUACAGUGUCUCUGGGUGAAAUGUCUAAAAGCUUUUUACUUUCUGUUUUAAAAGAGAUUCGGGUUCCUAAGUGUCUGUGUCUUUUCUGAACAUUGAACUUGGGUUCCUGAAUCAUUGAGGUGCUUUUGAAAAAGUGUAAUGAUUGCUUUAUUAUGGUUUUAUUUAAAUCAUUGAUGCUGGCAUUUUUGGCGCAUUCAUUGCUGGCAAUGUUAGUUACGCCAGAACAUUUUUGAAUCCUCAUGUGAAAGGAGUAAAUUUUAAUUCAUUCAUAAUUACUGAUGUCAAGAUCAGAUAUGUUGUAUUUUUUUUUCCAGCUCUAGCUUGUACAUUCCAUAUUUUGCUCCACAGAUACCCGUGGAUUAGAUUUGAUAUUAUUCUGGCAACCGACUGGAAUACCUUUCCAGUUACAGAUAGUGCAUUCAGAGAUUUCCAGUAGUAAAAUAACUAUUUCCUUACUCAAUUACCCUACAUGAAAGCACACUGGCUUAACUAUAGAAGUGACUACUUGACAAGAACCACUUGUAUCCUGAGUGUGUGGGGCUUUAUUUUUUUUUUUAAAUGUUUCCUUCUUUCUGACUGGCAACUAAUGACCUGACUAGUGCCUAAGUACAAGCUCUCUCUCAAAGGAAAUGCCAGCUUCAUUCUUACAUGUCUGUGAAAGGGGAUGACUUCUAGAAGUGACACUUUGCUAGCAGAACAAGGCAUAUAGCUGUGUUGAUCACAAACACCUACCAAAUGAAAUGGUGAAUUUGUCUAAGCAUUUCAUGUUUGUUCUCGCAUAUGAGCCUUUACCUAUAGAAUCAGGUAGUGGGAUACUGUCAGCAUUUGCUUAUUCUGACCCAAACUAAAUUCUUUUUAUCCCACUCUGACUAUCCUGGUCAAAUGUUGUCUGAGGGGUCUAUGUUUAUGUAUCCUGUUUUCUUGCUUUGGGGGCCCUUGAUUUUUAUAGCCAAUCUUUCUAAUGGCAGAGACACUACAUCGGACAUCAUCAUCCACUGGAUGGUUUAACGGGUACUGGGCCAGUCAAAGGCACCAUUCAGAUUUUUUUUCCUGAAAUAGUCUCAGCUCUGCUGUUUAUGCGGAUGGUUAAUGCUCAUCAUGCAUCCAUGCUUACAAGGUUUUAUUCAUGUUUAAUGUUCUUACUAUUGCAAGUUAGUUUUAGACAUCAGUGUUUCAAUGUGGCCCCAAAAAGCAUUUUUAAGCUGUGGAGAUCAUCAGGGAGGCGUAGUGUAACGUACUCUUAAGGCCAGUAUGCUCUACGGUGCUUGCAUUUUGUAUCUCUGGAUAAAAAUAAUGGUAGAUACUGUAAUUCACUAAUAUUUAUCAAAGCUGACUACUGGACAAGAGCACAGGAACUCUGUUGUUUCCUGAGUCUACUUCUAGGUAAAACUUGUUGUUGGUUAUUGAAGCAUGGAAGGGUUUGCGGGUGGGGGAGGGGAAAAAGGAACUUAAUGGAUCAGUAUUGCUUAGUGCAGAGUGGGAAUGUUUCCAUUGAUAUAAUUUUUGGCAUGUCACAGCUGAUUCUGUAACAUCUCUUACACAGCUGUUUCCAUAUCAGAACAUGUUUGUACCUGCUUCAAGGAACUUUCAGUAGUUUGCAGCCUUGGUAUCAGUAGGACUUUCUUGAAAGCCUGCGAGAAGAAUCACUGCGUAAUAGACGAGGUGAUAUCUGUUACAGGGCAGACUAUUCAUGUAUUUUAUAUUUUGUUUUUAGGGCAAUGAGGCAUUAGGAAAUUUCCCCUUCCCCCAAGGAACACUGUUUGCUGAGAGCUCUGAACAGCAACACUAAGCUUCUAAACUUUCCACCUCUUUAUUUUAUAUGCAACCAAGGAUGGGGCAGGUGGAGGAAUUAAAAAAUAAUCACCUUUUUAGAUUGGUUCUAAUCAUGUCAAAUGAUGACCAAAGUUGGUUAUCUUUUAAAUGCAAGGAGAGGAAGGUAAUAUCGAGAGUUUAAAAACAGACAUCUAGAUGCUCAGAAUCCGGAAGAACAAUUUACACAGUGGACACGACAGUAAAACUCGUGGUGAGGCCAGCCUAUCAUUUGGCAGAAGUAUUCUCAUGGUAGCAUUCAUGGAUGAUGUGGUAGCAGACACAGCAUCGAAAAAGCCAGACAUUGGCAAGAACUAGCAUUUUUUUUUUUUUAGGAGAUACUUUUUUUGAAUGAAGCAACCUCUGUAAACUCUAAAUUGGUUGCCUUAUCUUUUCUCUAACGUGCUGUAAAGGAUGAUCACAUUGUAUGUUUUUAAGAUCAUGUACUACUUCAAUUAAAUCACAGCUCAAACAUUAUGAUUCUGAAAGCUUGUCUUUUUUCAAUGCAGAAUGUUCUUUCACUUCUUUCCAUGAUGGAAGAAGUUAUUUCAGACUAGGAAACACCAGAGAUAUUUUGUGUCUGAUAGAAAAUUAUGAUUUGAUUUAAUUAUUUGCCUUGCUUUCUGGUUCUACCGCACUGAUUCUGGUGACUGACUAACAGAAGUUUGGUAAAUUGUAUAUUGGAAGAUUACUGUGUUGAGCCAGCAUGCCUUGGCUUGCUAGCCAUUGAACAUGGCAACCCUAAAACAAGCAUUUAAUAUGGCCGAAUCGGGCAUUUUGUAACCAUAACCCUUUAAUAUUAAACAUUUGUGAAGGUGACUCCUUGAAAUCUUUCUUUAAGGAAGUUAAUUGGGUAGAGAUGAGCCUUAAUGUUUGCAAGGACAAUGAAAGGAGAUCAGAUGAAACCUGACUUAUGGCCAAGGUGUAUAACAAUUUUCCCUAGCAGACAAGUGACACAGAUAAUGUUUGGGCUGUGACUGCAGAACCCCGAAGAAUAGGUAUGUCUUUUUUUUAAUCUUUGCAGGUAAAAAUAGGUUAGAGCUCAUGCGCACGGUUUUGCCUUGCAAAGGGAAAUUCCCCUUUCUUCAAGUUUUUGCUGUUCCUGAGAACAAUUUAGAGCUGCCAAUCAAAGAAUAUGAAGUGCAGCUCUUUCCUUUUCUUUGUAAGGGAGGUGUUCAGAGUGCCCUCAGGUUGGUUCGUUGGGGGGUGGGUGGGUGUUACUGUUAUGGUAGGGUGUCCUCCCACUCACCCUUCAGAUUUGAAUUAUAGUCAGAAUGGCAUCUGCAAAUUUUAUUGAUGCCAUUUCAGUGUGAGAGACAGUUUACAAUGUAAGACGCUGUGGUAUCAGCUGCUCGGAGGUAGAUGUAUUGCAGACUUUGACUCUGCAAUUCUGAAAAGUUGAAUACUUAAUGUUUCUUGUUUACGUAUGUGCUGUGUGUGUAAGCCGGGAGGAGAGGGGGAUGGAAAUACGGCUGUUAACGCAAUACUGUGUCUUUGCUGUGUAUGUCAUUGCCCGCAUUUUGAACUGCUAAAUUAAACAGUACCUUGUAAAGAAGAUGAUGCUGAAUAGAUGGGCUAGAAGGAAAUAUCUUUGAACCAAAUUUAAGUAUACAAAGGCAAAUAUUCAUGGCAAAAAGAUCAUUUUGUCAUAUCAAAGGUGGUAUAAAUCUGUUGAGAGCAAACUUUUGUAGCCAAUAUUCUAUUGUAGUAUUCUUUGGUUAAAUUAAGAACUCCUGCUAACCUAUUUAAGUGCAUUUUCUGAAUAGCACACUUUAAAAAUAUGCCUUUAAAUUGACUUUUAAUAGCAUAUUUAUCUGUGGUUGACUAAUAGCAUUAGGAUGUGCUUGAUGGACUAGCCGGAUUAGUAACCUAUUGCAGAAAGCAUGGUUUGUUUGUUUGUUUGUUUGUUUUCCAUUUAAACCCAGGAGUUACUUUAUACUUUUCAAUACUGACUUUCAAUAUGACAACUUGGUUCAUACAUGAAUAUUGCAGUAUUUUAUUUCCAUAUAUUAAAAAUAACAUUUCCACUCAGGAUAAUUAUCACAUUUCCUGGGAGGGAGUGGUAUGAUAGUCAUGACAAUGUCAUGUGAUGAUAGAAUUUCUUCAUUGACGAAUCUAUAGUAGUUGUGUAUACUUUGUUUACCCACAUUUAUGUUAUUACUGAAAACUAAAGAGCUUCUUAUGGUUCACCUCCCUACUGAAAUACUGGUACUCACAGAGUUGAUUAAACUCCUGCAAAAUUAAAUCCUCAGUACUCCUUAAUACCACAAAAGACAUCAUUUAAGAAAGACCAAUCAACUGUAGUAAUGCCUCCAUACCAAAACUGUAUUGAAAUGUUCUGGUUGGUUAGUACCAUGUGUGGUAUAACCAGCACUACGAGCACAUACAGUUAAAACAACUGCCUUCUGAUGGUUUAAGUUACGUGUUGAAUAUUGUACACGCAAUUCAAAAGCAGCUUGUGCUAGCAUAAUUUAUACAAAUGCAUGGCAGACCAGCACAACCUGAUGUCUUUUUUUUUCAGUGGCCUUCUUAAACCAAAUGUCUUUGUGUUUCGGGUUUUUGGUUUUGGGGUUUUUUUCCAGGGGGGUGGAAUUGCUAAAAAGGGUUACUCUUUACAAAAGAUGAAUGAGUGAUUGGUUUCCCUCUUGUUACACAUGCCAUACUACUUCUUGCUAAGGAUUAUUAUCAUUCCUGGACAUGGGAUAGUACAUGUUCCAUGCUUUCACAUUUAUCUAGCUGUAAAGUAGGUCAUUACAGUAUUGGAAAGAGGCCACAGGUUUGCCAGUAUUGAGCUUCUGCCCAUGAGUCCAUACAGCUUAGUGCUGGGCUGCUUUAAGUAUUGGGGAUACAUAUUCAGCAACAUCCAAAACAUUCCUGUCCAGUUAUAAUUUUCUUGUGACUGUGCAUUGUCAUCUGUACAUAUUAAUAUCAGAGAUGUAUUUAGAGUUUGCCUUGUGUAUUAUCUGGCAUUUAUUACAACAUCUUUCCAGGUAAGCCAUCUUACUGCCAGUCCAAAAUAUUGUACUUUUGUCUGUUUAUAACAACCUUUGGCGUAACAAACUAUUGACUGUUCUUAGACAGUGGGGAUAAAUAUUUUUUUCCAUGAGUUUUUUGUGACUGACUUGGGCUGUAAACCUUUUAUUCUUUUGUUACAUAACAAAGGGGGUUUUUGUUGUUCUUGUUUCGAGAUGUGUAAUUCUUUUAUGGAGUUUUAAAAAAAAAUCAUAUUUUGUUUUUUCUAACAUGGCUUCUUUAAACGUUUAAAUAUUUAAAAAUAUGUAAUAUUUGGACCAGAUGUUGUGAAUAAUAGUAGAUAAAGCUAUUUUAUUCUGUAUUUUUAAAGCUGUUCAGUAUAAAUAAACACGGGCAUAGCUGCAACCUA
Alligator mississippiensis (American alligator) is the source of this 7987-nucleotide messenger RNA. RefSeq names its product solute carrier family 23 member 2 (gene SLC23A2). The transcript has 18 exons. Gene Ontology annotation, biological process: L-ascorbic acid metabolic process; transmembrane transport. The record is from RefSeq and is a predicted model, not a curated record. NCBI's taxonomy places the organism in Eukaryota, Metazoa, Chordata, Crocodylia, Alligatoridae. Gene Ontology annotation, molecular function: transmembrane transporter activity. Bases 664 to 2613 code for a protein of 649 amino acids. Gene Ontology annotation, cellular component: membrane.